Molecule: messenger RNA, 1394 nt
Organism: Williopsis jadinii
Lineage: Eukaryota; Fungi; Ascomycota; Saccharomycetes; Phaffomycetales; Wickerhamomycetaceae
Gene: TAM41
Product: putative phosphatidate cytidylyltransferase
Exons: 1
Coding region: 68-1177 (369 amino acids)
Biological process (GO): CDP-diacylglycerol biosynthetic process; cardiolipin biosynthetic process
Cellular component (GO): mitochondrion
Molecular function (GO): phosphatidate cytidylyltransferase activity
Source: RefSeq, a predicted model, not a curated record
CUUAAAUUAUUCUGUAGUUGUUAUAACAUACGACCACAGGUUAUCACACAUCCAUUCCUUGUUAAACAUGCUUAAAUCGUCACGUUCAUUUGCUCCCAUCGCGAAGAGACUUCUCUCCAGCGCGUCAGAGCCAUCUUCAAAAGACCUCUUGGAGAAGUCGGUCAUCCUGGGUAUGAAGAGCUCGAAGCCAAAGGCAUCUUCAGCUAGCGUGAACAGCGAGAAGAAGAACGAUAUGGACCUCAGAGUGUUGGACGAGUCCAUUCGCAAAUCUGAAUAUUUAUCACAGGGUUAUAGAGACUCGAAGAGAUUCGCACAGCUCCCUCCACACUAUGCUCGUAACCAGCACUUGGAGCUGUCGUCAAACUCCACAGACUCUUUACGCUCUAUACUGUGGAAGUUCGACGCUCCUAUAAGGUAUGCGUUUGCUUAUGGGUCCGGUGUGUUUUCACAGGGGUAUUCGAGCCCAGAUACACAGACUGAUCUGAUCUUUGGUGUCACUUACCCUGAGCACUGGCAUUCUAUCAACAUGAAGUACAACCCAGACCACUACUCGUGUUUGAGGUACUUUGGUUCUGGGGUUGUCUCCAAAUUCCAAGAGGUUGGUGCAGGUGUCUAUUUCAACCCAUUUGUUGAGAUUGAAGGCCAAUUGGUCAAAUACGGUGUUGUGAGCAUCGACAAUCUCGUUACCGAUUUGUCCAAGUGGAAUUCAUUCUACCUUGCAGGGAGAUUGCAAAAACCUGUCAAGAUACUGAGAGAUGACACGAUGGUUCGUUACUGGAACCAGCAGAACCUGAAAGCCGCUGCAACGCUAGCAUACCAUCAAUUACCCGAGUCUGAGACUUUUGACGAGUUCCAGUUCUUCAAGAACAUCACCAGUCUAAGUUACAUCGGAGAUGUGCGUUACAGACUGGGCGCGGAGAACCCAAAGAAGAUCGAUAACAUCGUCGAAAAGAACUUUGAGUACUUCCAACAGUACUAUUCUCCGAUUAUGGACGAAGUCAUCAACAAGAAGGAGUUUCUUCUCCCACCAGGGUUCACUGUUGAGAACGCCUCAAAGAAGCUCGAGAAGACCAUCCUAAGGAGCUCAACGUCACAAAUGCUUAAAGGCCUGUUCACCGCCGGUGUCAACAAGUCUAUCAAGUACGCUGUUGCCAAAAGGCUGAAAGCAAAGCAGUGAAGCUACAGGAACCACCGCCCUGCCACCUUCCCGCCGAGUGGGAAGAACACGGACAUCACCACCUGGUGAGCGCUCAACCUCUGCGAGGUUGACCUCGUUGUUUCCUAUAUAUUUAUAAUUACCUAAGCUUCAUUAUCAUACCCAUAGUACAAACACCAACAGAUAAGGUGGCUAUCCAUAGAAAGAGCAUCGUUGUUGUGGUUGGUGUAUCCAUGAC